This is a messenger RNA of Amphiprion ocellaris (clown anemonefish), 4744 nucleotides long. RefSeq lists its product as uncharacterized. Lineage: Eukaryota; Metazoa; Chordata; Actinopteri; Pomacentridae. Gene Ontology annotation, molecular function: transcription corepressor activity. The coding region runs from base 86 to 3382 and encodes 1098 amino acids. Gene Ontology annotation, biological process: negative regulation of gene expression. The record is from RefSeq and is a predicted model, not a curated record. Gene Ontology annotation, cellular component: cytoplasm; nucleus. The transcript has 11 exons.
AAGUCAAAGUCACCUUUCAUGUGGAGCAGGUUGAUCAACUGCUGGCCUGCGAGAGAGUCCUCAAGUUUAUGGAUUUAUAGGUAAAAUGGAUGAGUAUCAACACCCGCUGUUCUUUGAAGCAAAGCAGCUGAGAGAUGAUGAGAAGGUGAAGAUCAGGAGACACUUUCAGAAAAGAAGAGAAUCUGGGGGAGGAGACUGUGGCUUUGUAGAAAAGGUCAGAGGUAAAACCUACCGAAUCUGCUUCAAGGAAAAAGAAGACCAGGAAAGAGUUUUGGAAAGAAAAGUGCACACCAUCCGUCUUGCUUGUGAAGAGCUGCAACUGACCGUGAGCCGAACUGAUCCUCCUCAAAACCUUGAAAAUACAGAUCAGACAACCAGCAGUCACCCACAGACAGCAGAAGCAAAAUGUCUGGAGAAGAGUUUUCCCAUGGACACUUUCCUCCUGUGUUACCUGAGAGACAACAAGAAAGCAUCCAAGGCAUUAAAUAAACAACUCUCUUCAAUCGGCUGCACGGUGGAGUUAAGUAUCGACGAAGAGAAGGCAGUGGUGAGGGGGAAUAUUGAGAAGGGACCUGGAAGGGCUUUUGGUAAUUCUGCAGAGAAAUGGGAGCUCCAAGUUGAUCAGGUCUUUAUCGGUCUCAUUGAAAGCUACCUCUGCUAUCAUGUGUUGGAUCCAAAACAAGUCAAAAUGCUGCUGCAUGAUCCCUCCUUUGCUACUGAUGAUGUAAAAGUGUACAAGGAGAGUGGUUAUGCCGUGGUUGUGGGAGAAGUUGAUGUUGUGAAGGAGAAGAUCGCAGCUCUGGAAAAAAGCCUGCCGAUCCAGAAGAACCUGCCAGUUGUGGAGAAGCAGUUCAAACUGGUAGAAGAAGAGUUCAGUCGUGAAAUGCGUGCACGUUUUCCAGAGGUGACAAUCUUCAGACAAAGUGGGAUGAUCACUUUGGAAGGCCUUGACAAGGAGGUGCAGUCAGCAGCUGCAAAACUUGACGAACUGAUCAAGAAGAUAAAAGAAAAGAGAGUUCAGGUCUCUACAGCUUUAAUGACAUUCCUAACAUCCAGCGAUGCCAUCUCCAAGUACCAGACCCGCUUCCAGCAGAGCCUCAGAAACCCUGUUUCCCUGGACGUGGGGUCCGAUCUGGUUCUGUCCAGUUUGUCCUGUGAUGCCCUGGAAGAGGCUGCAGCAGCUGUGUUAAGAGAUGUGAGUGUGGCCACUGUAGAGCUGCAGGGUGCUGCAGCUGUAGCUCCAGAUCUGGACAGACUCAAAGAAAUCCUGAUCAAAGCUAAGAAUGACGCAAACCUCAGCGAGCUCAAAGUGGAUGUCAGCUUCAUCCCAGGACCCAGUGGAACCACUAAAGUACAACUGGUGGGCUACAGUGACAUUGUGAACGCGCUCAAACAGGUUCUUCAUGACUACCAUAUGAAUCAGGUAGUGACUCAGGAAGUGCUGAACCUGCCAAAUCCUGAGCUGGUUGACUGUUUUGAACAAAUAUUAGAGCUGAUUGGCAUGAAGCAGACACAAGUGACCUUAAAAGCCUCACAUCUCCCGUACCCCUGUGUGAUCGUGUCUGGCCCUCGUUGUCUGGUCCCAAAGAUUCAGGCAGAUUUAAACAAAGCUUUAGCCAGUCUGACGUCAGAUACACUGCUUUUAAAUGGAGCAGGGGUGCAGCGCUACUUCCAGAGAGAAGGUAAAGCACGCAAAGAGCUGGUAGAGAACUCCUGUCAGGUCGUCAUCAAGGAGCAGCAACAAGUGCAUCCUCACACAACGGCAGCAGUCUCAAAUUUACUCUCAAGACUCCAAUGCAUCCCAAACUUCAACACAGCCAGUACGUCCACUGGCAGACAGCAAUGCAACACUCCCAGCAAUACACCAAAUACCACAAACGUCUCUGUCAACAAAACUGUCCUGGAGGUCAGACUGGGCAGUUUGGUGGACGAGCAGGUGAACGUGCUGGUGGCCCCCAUGAUCUCCAGAGAGCUUACUUCUACUAAAAUUGGUAAAUGUCUGUUGAGUAAAGGAGGGAGUAGAAUGCAGAACAAAUUUGACCUGGUGGCGAGGAAAUGUUCCCUCACUGCUGGUAACGUGAUGCAAGUGGAUGCACCUACGUCUCUGGGCUGCUCCAAGAUCUUCUUCAUCGAGUGCCUGCCAUGGGAUGGAGUCAGGGGCCGGAGCAUGGAGGUGCUUGGUAAUGGUCUGAAAAGGUGUUUGGACCUCUGUGUAAAGCAGGGCUGGUGUUCUGUUGCCUUGCCGGUCAUCGGACCCGGGGUGGCUUUAAAGUACCAGCUGAGAGACGCUAUUCAAGUCCUGACUGACAAGAUUCACCAGUUUGGAUCAUCUGCUUCCUGUGGUUCUCUCUCUGCCAUCCAUGUUGUCAUUAGACCAGACUACCCUGACUCUGAAGAGUGCUACCAUGAUGUCUACAGACUCCUCAGCAUGAACAUGAACCAGGGAGGCAAAGCGAUCUUCAGGUCCCUCACCAGUGACCUUGAUGACAUCACUGUGACACUGGGGGGCGGAGUUAAACUACAGGUUGUGUUUGGUGACAUCACCAAUGAGACUACUGAUGCUGUGGUGAACACGACCAACUUCACUGACUUUCAGACAGGCGUGUGCAGAGACAUCUUAACUGUUGCUGGACCCCAGAUGGAGGCCGAACUCAGAAACGCGAAAGUGAACCGAGGGGAUGUUUUCAAAACCCAGCCCGGCUCGUUCCCCUGUAAAGCCAUUUUGCACGUCUGUGGAGAAAAGGAUGCCGCCGUCGUCGAGCAACUGGUGUGCAGCAUCAUUCAACUCUGUGAAUCCUCCGGACACAAGUCUGUGGCCAUACCGGCCAUCUGUGCUGGAGCUGGUGGGUUGGACCCUGAUCUUGUGGCUCGUGUCAUCCUCAGAGGGAUCAACAUCACUGCAUCAUCUAGUCCACUCUGGUGUGUCACCAACAUCCGACUUGUGCUGAUCAAAAUCAAGGUUUUCCUGGCGUUUAAGAAGCAAGUGAUGCAGAUGUUUCCCUCUGCUGUAAUCAACACAGUGGCAGCUGCCGCACCACAGCCCCCUCCUCCACAGGUCGUAAAUAUAGACCCUAACAUCCUGUGCAGCAGCUCGACAGUCCAGCAGUCUGUCUUCACGAUAGUCGGCCUGCGUAGAGAAAGUGUUGACAAUGCCGUGACACUACUCAAGAGUCUGUAUGAGUCUCAGUGCUCCACACAAACCUUCAGAAAGGAGGAGCUUGCAGGCCUCAGUCAGGAUGACAUGAAUGGCCUGAAGCAGCUGAUAGAGGACCUGGAGGUGUUGGUGGAGGAGGAGCAGUCAGGCCGGGGCGGCUGGACGGUGAGCGGGUUAAAAGAUGGAGUCAACCAGGUGAUGCAAAUGAUUCACAAGUCUGUGAUGUAACUCUUUCAUUGACUACGAGAAAAUUGUUUGUUAUUACAAAACCGUCUGAAUUGAGAAAAGAGGGGAAAGGUGAAUAUAUGUCAGCACAACCAGUAAUAUACAAGUAAAUGAACAACAGUUUUGGAAUUGGUUACAUUUUUUUAAUUGUUUGGAAGAAAAAAACAGUGUCUAGAUGUUUGUUUCUGCUGAAGCAACCAGAAUGAUUAUCUCUAUUGAAGUGGGACUGUUUUAUUAUUACUCUAUAUUUUACAAGUUGCAUAAUUGAAAAUAAACACUAACAUUAGAUUACAAUAAAUCAAGAUGUCAGACUUUAGUGAGAUACAAUUCUUUUUUUUUUUACAUUUAAUUCUUUUUGAUGCAUAUGUUAGCAUAUAUUCUGUUUUAGGCAAGGCAAGUUUAUUUGUAUAGCACCCUUCAUGUCCCAGACAAUUUAAAGUUCUUUAGAUAAAACAUUAAGAGCAUUACAGUGAGGGGCAGAUAGUUAAAAGAUGCAGAGAUGUUUUUAACCUGGAUUUUAAAGUGUCUACAUUUAGUAAAAGUUUAAUCUCCGCUGGCAGUUUGUUCCACUUGUUUGCAGCACAACAGCUAAAUGCUGCUUCUCCAUGUUCAGUCCAAACUCUGGUUGAACUAGCGGACCUGAGUCCUUGGAUCUAAGAGCCCUGUUAGGUUUGUAUUCUCUGAACAUAUCACAGAUUUAGUCUGGGCGUAAACCGUUCUGGUUUUAGUUAAAUCAGGAAGAACAGCUGCAGAAGCAAACAAAGCCACAGUUAUCACAUCCUUUGAACAUACAGCAGCAUUUACUUCUGUAUUUGGAAAUUUGCUCUUUUUAUUGUGUAAAGAAAAUUUGAAAGGAAUUAGUUUCACAAGUAUGAAUGCACUGAUGCAGCAGGAAUGCCGACCAAACACCUAAAUCUGUCAAUCUAUGAAGCUUUUAAAAGGCUCAGUUUUUCCAGUCAAAGUUAGCUCUAUUUAACAAAAAAAUAAAAGCUUGAGGAUCCCUCGCACAUUCUCAUAAAAUGUACUCUCUGUUUUCUCAUACCCACAAAAAUCGGAUCCUAUUACCCUUUGUCCAACUUUGAUUGUUGUCUUCUUUUAGAAAUCCCUGUAUUUGUAUUCUAUAUUUUUGAGAAGAUACCUAUUGAAAUCAUUGUCAUAACUGCUGAAGCUAUUCUGUUCAACAGCUGCUCCACUGUUUACUCUGAAUCUGUUUUUUAGUCUCAGUGUGACAUCUGGUGGGUUGAAGCAAUAACAUUGCAGGCUGUCAGUUUUAUACCAGAACUUCCUAUGUGAUAGUUUCUCAAUGGUUUAGGUUUUCUUGUGUGUUUGGAAAUCGCAUUAAAAUAAUCAAAUGUGCAAAAGGCA